Messenger RNA from Trifolium pratense (red clover), 979 nucleotides. RefSeq names its product glutamic acid-rich protein-like. The coding region runs from base 104 to 865 and encodes 253 amino acids. The record is from RefSeq and is a predicted model, not a curated record. NCBI's taxonomy places the organism in Eukaryota, Viridiplantae, Streptophyta, Magnoliopsida, Fabales, Fabaceae. The transcript has a single exon.
UCAUGCUUUUAAUUCACCAAACCAUCUCAUCUCACACUUCAAUCUCCAUUUAUCAAUCUCUUCUUAGUUUCCUUUCAUUUCUUCAAUAGAGUGAGUGAACACUAUGGAUAUGAUGUGUCAACUCAAAUUCCAAAAUAUAUCAACACUAACUCAAGGGAUGAAAACUAAUAACUCCAAUCUAAUUAAAUUCACUCAAUUACUCAUUUCAGUAUCACUGUUUUCCUUCAUCUUUUCACCUUCUUCAUUGUUUGUUUUUCUCCAUUACUUCAAAUUCUAUUUCUCUACUCUACCUUUUCAACUCUUUACUCAUAACAUAGACAAGAACAGCAUGUUUCUCCUAUGCAAUGGUCUCCUUGUUUUUGUUGGUUUGACUAAAUCUUUCUCCGCCUCUUCGAGUGAUGAUGAUAAAUCUUCUGAUAGCUCAGAUGAUUUAUCAUCAUCAAAAUAUAUUGAAGAAGAAGAAGACAAAGAAGAAGAUUGUUCACAAUUUCAUGUCCUUGAUGUUGAAUCCAAUGAUCUAAUAUUGGUGAGAGAAGAUGAGAAGAUAACUAGUGAACCGGUUGAACAAAAUGCUGUAGCAGAGGAAGAAGCAGAGGACGAAGUCGAAGAAAAUAUUGAAAAUAUAAUAUUUAUAAAUGAUGAAGAACAAGAAGAAGAAGUUGAACUAUUUGAUGCAGAUGAUGAAGAAGGAGAUAAAGGGUCAGAAAAUGAUUACAUUCUAAUUGAAGAAAACAACAUAGAAGAAGAAGAAGAAGAAGAAAGUUGUAUAAGCACAGAGGAGUUAAACAAAAAAUUUGAAGAUUUCAUUAGAAAGAUGAAAGAAGAUCUUAGAAUUGAUGCUAGAAGGCAUUUAAUUAUGGUCUGAUUAAAUUUAGUUGUAUCAUUGUAUCUAUCCCUUAAAUUUUGUAAAACUAUCUAUCUAUCUGAUUUCCUCAACAAAGACCAAGUUUACAUGCCAAAUUUCUGUUUAAUCCUUACU